AUGUAUUUCUCAACUGCAGGAGCACUUGCCUUGAGCAGCGUCUUCGGCACUUCAUUCGCCUGGGUGAACAAUGUUCCAAUCGAUACUUCGACACUUGACGAACUUUACCACAAAGCCCUCGAAGAAGAUAGAAAAUUAGUCAUAGCUUCAGGUGGUGAUGCCGGAGUCCAAGGUCAAAGCAUGCAAGCAGCUUGGGCUGCGCGAUUCCCAAAAAUUACUCUCGAUCUUACUGUCGACCUCUCCAAAUACCACGACAGUCGAAUUGAUCGAGCGUACUGGGCUAACAAUGAAACCGUUGAUAUCGCCAUGCUCCAAACUCUCAAUGAUUUCCAACGAUGGAAGGAAGAGGGACGCUUACUGUUUUAUAAGCCUCCGACUUUCGCUGAUCUCUAUUCGGGAGAGACGGAUCUUGACGGUGCAUUUUUGCCUGUUAACAUUGGCAGCUUCGGAACUUUCUCCUGGGACAGUACUUAUGUCUCAGCAUCCGACGCUCCAACCAGCUAUGCUGACCUCCUAGACCCAAAAUGGAAGGGCAAGAUUGUGGCCACCUACCCCAAUGAUGACGAUGCAAUUGGAUAUCUUUUCUCCAUCAUCAUCGAAAAGUACGGGUUUGAAUGGCUCGAUGCUCUUGCAGCACAAGACGUUCAAUGGGUCCGCGGAACUGCCACCCCAGGGUUCGUCAUGCGGGACAACCACAACAACGCCACCAAAUCCGCAUCUGGUUCUUCCCCUAAGGGAAGAGUUCUCUCAUUCACCACUUAUCCACCCUCAAACGAAACAUACUUUCAAAUGGCGCAACCAGCAGCCCCAGAGCAGCACAUGGCAUGGGCGCAAACAGCUGCGGCUUUUGCUUCUACCAAGAGACCUGCUACUGCUAAAGUUUUCUUGGCUUGGGUUACCAGUGAUGAAUGGCAAAAGGCUUCAACUUCUGGAUCACCUAGAAAGAGCUUAGAUAUCGGUGGCACAGUUUAUACGAGUAACACAACACAGACUAGUCAAUUCAGACAGUUUAUGCAAGAUCGUAGAAGAGUUGAGUGGUGGAAGUUGCAGUACGAGACUACGUUGGGAACGGCUCAAGGAGUCAGUCCUUUGGCCUUAUACCCAUAG
Molecule: messenger RNA, 1107 nt
Organism: Botrytis byssoidea
Lineage: Eukaryota; Fungi; Ascomycota; Leotiomycetes; Helotiales; Sclerotiniaceae
Exons: 3
Coding region: 1-1107 (368 amino acids)
Source: RefSeq, a predicted model, not a curated record